UCGCGGCCGCCAUGUUCCUCUCUGGUUGCUGUGAUGGAGACGCGGCGCUUCGGAUUUUAAACUUUCUGUUUUAAAUUCAUAAAAUCGUCUGAAAUCGUCAGUAUCUCAGACAUAAAGCUCCAGAGCUGUACAGUCGCACAAUGCUUUUAAUUCCACGGCAGAACUGAAGGCGUGGGAUCAGAGAGCAGGCCCAGUGCGCGUUCUUAUCGCGCCGCCGUCACCAUGACGACCACGGGGCUGCGCAUCGGAGAUCAGAUGGUGCUGGAGGAAGACUAUGAUGAAAACUACAUCCCUUCAGAGCAAGAGAUCCACGAGUACGCCAUCGAGAUCGGCAUCGACCCGGAGCGUGAGCCCGAGCUGCUGUGGCUGGCCAGAGAGGGGAUGGUGGCGCCGCUUCCUGCCGAGUGGAAACCAUGUCAGGACGUCACUGGUGAGGUGUACUACUUUAACUUCUCCACGGGUCAGUCCACCUGGGAUCAUCCGUGUGAUGAACAGUAUCGUCAGCUGGUGGAGCAGGAGCGCGAGCGCGAGCGCAACCAACAUGCUAGAGCCGCUCCGACCGCCGUGAAAAGAGACAAGGAGAAGAAGAAGAAGAAGGACAAGAAAGACAAGAAGAAAAAACUGGAGGAAGUCAGAGCUCCAGGGGUGUUGGCUCCUCUCGGUCCUCUCCGCGGUCUGUCUGAGGCUCCUGUCGCUCCUCUCAGAGGAACUCUGGGCGCCUCGUCUGGACUCCAGCCGCUCAAAACGUCUCUCGGGGCUGGUGUGUUGAGCUCUGCUGCUACCAGGAGCGUUCAUGAGGAGAGGAGCGCCGAGGAAGACGAGGAGAUCUCUGAGGAAGAGAGGCCGCGGGAUUCAGCCGGACUCCUGCAGAACCUCCAUCUGGAUCUGGACGCUCUGGGAGCAGGACUGCAGUACGAGGACAGUGAGGUCAGUGUGACGGUUCCUCCUGAAGAAAGAACAGAACCUGAACUACAGGAACUGGCCCUGUCGAGGGAUCACAGUCCGGAGGCGCCUUCAGAGGAGUCUGAGGAUGGUGAAGCAGCAGUGUCGCUCUCAUCUGCUGAUAAUGUGAAGGCUGGUUUCCGCUCCAAACUUUCAGAGAAUGUGUUUGAUCUGCUGGAUCUGUCACCUGCAGUGGACAGGAAGGAAGCCGAGGGCGAGGCAGAUGUGGACAGCUGUGAAGACGUCUCUGACUCUGCAGACAGGCGUGUGCAUGAAAACGUGACGUUAGCUCAGACGCCGCUGUCGUGCUCCGCUGCCUCCACACCCACAGAUGACAUCAUCAGAACAUCAUCACGUGACCAGAGACCCCCGACCGCCCGCGGCAGAACUGAGAGAGAGAGACGAGAGCGAGAAGAGCAGGAGAGGAAGAGACGAGAAGAGAGGGAGGAAGAGGAGAAGAGACGAGUAGAGAGGGAGGAAGAGAAGAAGAGAAAGCGUGAGGAAGAGGAGAAGACACGAGAAGAGAGGGAGGAAGAGGAGAAGAGACGAGUAGAGAGGGAGGAAGAGGAGAAGAGAAAGCGUGAGGAAGAGGAGAAGACACGAGUAGAGAGGGAGGAAGAGGAGAGGAGAGAGCGUGAGAAAGAGGAGAAGAGACAAGUAGAGAGGGAAGAAGAGAAGAGAAAGCGUGAGGAAGAGGAGAAGAGACAAGUAGAGAGGGAGGAAGAGGAGAAGAGAAAGCGUGAGGAAGAGGAGAAGAAGAGACGAGAAGAGAGGGAGGAAGAGGAGAAGAGACGAGUAGAGAGGGAGGAAGAGAAGAAGAGGCUGGAGGAGGACGCAGCGAGACAGAUGGAGGUGGAGAGGAGCAGACUGAUGGAGGAGACGCAGAGGAGACUGCAGCUGCAGCUGAUGGAGGACGAGGAGCGCCGGAUGAAGGAGGAGAGCGCUGAGCAGCUCCGGUCAGUCACUGCUGCAUUGGUCAUGAAGGAGCAGAUACUCAAACAGAGACGAGACGAGGAGGAGCAACUGAACAACGACAUGCACACACAACUACAACAGCUCAGGCUUGAGAAUGAGGUGAAGCUGCAGGAGCUGUGCUCAGAGCUGGAGGCAGAACGGGAGAGGGCGGAGACUCGGAGGAGGCGGGACCUUGAGCACCUGAGGGAGGAGUCAGAGGAGGAGCUUCGGGCUGAGAGGAGGCGGCUACAAGAGAAGAAGGAGGAGCAGCUGACCUCCAUCAGACUACAGGCUAAACUGAGUAACACACAGAAGGAUCUGAGGAGCACACGCCCAGAACAGCCUUUAGCAGAGUACCAGAGAGAGCUCACAGAUGUGCUGCAGGAAGUCCGGGAUGAAGUUGAGAGAGAUCACAGGAGGAAACUUGAACAACUGAAGGAGGAACAUCAACAGGAGCUACAGAACCUGAGAGAGACACACCUGGAGCAGGAGAGCAGGGAGCGGGAGCGUCUGCUGGAUUCUCUUCAGAAGGAGAGAGACGCUGUGAUCUCUAAACACACAACACAACUACACAAACUACAGCACACGCUGGACACGCAGCUGCAGGAGACGCGCAGGACACACUCGCAGAAGGAGUCAGCUCUACAGGAGUGGAUGGAGAAGCUGGAGAUACAAACCAAAGAACUUCAAACUCAGGAGGCUGAACUUCAGUCAAAGGCAUCAGAUCUGAGGAAGAGGAGACAGCAGCUGUGUGAGGAAGAGGAGGACACUCAGAGAGGAUUACAGUCUCUCCCGCAGCUGCUGAAGGAGCGGGACGAGCUGCAUGAGGAGCUGCAGCGGAUGAGAGCAGAUCUGCAGAGAGAGAGACAGGAGCGAGAGCGACAGAGAGAGGAGAACAGCAGGAUGAUGGAGGAGCGACGGCAGCUGGAGACCAGAGUCACGCUUCUGCAGGAGCGAUGUGAGCAGCUCACCUCCAGAGUCAGUGAACUGGAGCAGAGGAGCAGAGCGGAGCGAGAACAGCAGCAGGACGGAGCAGAGGACGAGCAGAAGAAGAGCAAGAGAAAGACAGAGAACGGUCUGCGUUUGGAGGAUCUGGAGGCUCCGCUGCUGCGGUCAGACGCCAGCGACACCAGCGUAGACGACGUGAGGCAGUACAUGUGGAAUGAGAGCGUGUCUCUCUUCAGGGCUCGUCAGUUUCUGGAGCGGCAGAGCGCUCACAUGUUUGACAGACAGGCAGCGCUGCGGGCGGCUCACAGCAGUCUGAAGGACCCCACGCCUGGGAGCUCAACACAGCAGCAGCUCUACCACAACCUGCAGCAGGAGGUGAGGGAUCUGGCUGAGCUGAGGGAGACUCUUCAAAAGGGUCAAACGCUCCUGAAAGAAAAAGAGGAGAAACUCAACCAGCUCGAAACAUCAUUGACUGAAGAGGUGUCAUGUGAUGAUGCUGAGAGGUCAGCUGAUCGGAAAGUGACAUUUGAUGUGACCGAGUCAGAGAUGAGCAGUGUGUACAGCCCAGAGGGAACAGUUCCAGUGAAGGUGCAGCAGCUGGCCGACUCUCUGCAGCUGAUCUCAGGUCAGCUCAACUCUGUGUUAGGAGCUUUGGGUUCACUAACACACAAACAGACUCCACCCCCUCUGACAACACCCCUGCUGCCCCGCCCCUCAUGGGCGUGGUCUACAAACCCCUCCCCCUCAUUGGCCAACGGACUCUCACACAGAGCCACAGACUCACGGCAGAUGCGCUGGAGCGGCCUGAGCUCAGAAACCAGCAGAGCACACAUGACCUACUCAGGAUACACACCACUAAGUCUGUCAAGUCUGCGUCCAUCAGAGGUCGAGGGUCAGCGGCUGCAGGGUCUUAUUGAAGGAAACAAACGCUGGCUAGAGGCUCAACGGAAGAACCGCAACAUUCCUCUGUUCCCGAGCCUCAGAAGCGUGUCCAGCAGCGGUGGGUUAGUUCAGCUCAGCCUCGACGACAACAACCAGAUCAAAGUUCAUCAUUACUGAAGCAGUGUGUUUCUCAGGACGGCUGGAGGAUUUAUAUGCUUACAAACAGUUUCAAAAACCAAUUUAGUUUAUUUUUUCAUUUGUAUAGCUGGGUGCAAUGUGCAGAUCUCAUUUGUACCAUAUUUUUGUAAACAAUAAAUGAAUUUAAUACUUGA
Molecule: messenger RNA, 4058 nt
Organism: Onychostoma macrolepis
Lineage: Eukaryota; Metazoa; Chordata; Actinopteri; Cypriniformes; Cyprinidae
Product: centrosomal protein of 164 kDa-like
Exons: 28
Coding region: 223-3903 (1226 amino acids)
Molecular function (GO): protein binding
Source: RefSeq, a predicted model, not a curated record